CUCAGUCUACAUCAUCUCCUGCUGGAGCAAAGAAUCCACCCCAACAUCCACCUCAAUUUAUCUUCAAGGAAUUGGACUGAAUUUCAUCCAUGGCAUCUAAAAUGAAAGACAGGAAGGUACGCGUUCUCCGUGCGCUCUGCUCUACGAGGACUGAACCAUUUGGCACCUCGACACUUUUGACACUUUUUAGUGACUUUGUGGAAUUUUGUACCUCAGUUUUUAAAAGAAAUAUUGUUCAGCUAGACCUCGGAGCCAUUUACAUGCAAUGCAGAGGGAUCUCUUGUCCACAAGUUUUGUGGUUGCAGGGGAACUAUCGCGCGCUUCGUGUUUUAUUCUAUCUAAUCUGGCACUCACGGAUUAUCUAAAGAUUGAGGUGUCAUUUAUCCGGUAACAGGCGAGCAUGUUAGGCUUAUUUUACUAAAAUGAAGUUUCAUAAAAUACUUUUCAGGCCUCAGAUUUACAGAAUCUUAUCAGAGCGCAGGUGCCAGCCGCGCGCUCUGGAGCAUCACAGCGCGCGACGCGCCAAACAUCAACAUAAACUCUGCAUGCAAUUUAUUUUUGUACCAAUAUUCUGUCGGUGGCUGAUUUGUUGUUGAUGUUUCUGGCUGAAAUAAUGAUAUAUGCUGCACUGUAUUUAUGGGGUUUUGUUUUCUCUCCGUGUUUCUACAGAGAACUCCCAUCUCACACAAAGUCAUCGAGAAACGGAGACGGGACCGGAUUAACCGCUGUCUUAAUGAAUUAGGGAAAACUGUACCAAUGGCGCUGGCAAAGCAGGUAUUGUACAAUUUAUAUUUGUGUUAGAGUUACCUUAACUUCAUUGUAACACACUCUUCCUUUGGAAAAAAAUGAUAUACAUAUAAAUAUCUGCUCUUUAAAUUUGGUAAUUAAUAUUGGGGUUUUUUUCUAGAACUCUGGAAAACUGGAGAAAGCUGAGAUCCUGGAGAUGACAGUUCAGUAUUUGCGCGCACUCCACUCAGCAGAUUUCCCCAGGGGGAGAGAAAAAGGUGCGUAAAACACAGAGCUCAGACACCUUUACGCAUUCCCAGUACGCGUUUGUUUGUCUGUAGACACCUCUGUAGAAACGAGUUAUUCUUAAACUUUCGUCUUUGAGAUCACUUCGCUUCUCUUUCUUCUUAAACAUGAAGCACUUGCAGCUUUACGCAGCAGGUUGAGAUCUCAAAAACGCGCUGUAGGCUAUCAGACUUCUUUGAAAGUCAUUUGGAGAAGGUUGUAAUCGAUUCUCACUUUGGUUCUCUUCAGGUGAACUUCUGGCAGAGUUUGCAAACUACUUCCAUUACGGAUACCACGAGUGUAUGAAGAACCUGGUGCACUAUCUGACCACAGAGGACAGAGCCGAGACCAAAGACAUCAAGUACGCGCGGAUCCUUGCUUUCCUGCAGUCCAAAUCCCGAGUGGUCACGGAUCCUGUGUUCGGCUCCGUGGGCUCAGUGCAUGAACCGUGUGACUUUCUCAGUCAGCUUCACUCCUCCCCCGAGCACCAAAGCCACAGUCCUUCCGAGUCCGUGUACCAACAGAGUCCACCGGGACACUUUUCCUGGCACGGGUCGACACGCAGCCCGGGCAUCUCGUAUCCAACAGUGCCGCUCUCCGCGCACACACAGCAGCACGCGGGGUACUUGUCACCCGUGCAGGGACUCGAUCACCACUAUUUUAACUUCAUCGGGCACACGCACGCAAACACGUUCAGUUUGCACAGCGCACAACAUGCCAUGUAAAGACUUUUCCCUUUUAUGUUGAUGUUUUAAUUUAUAUGUUUCUGAGUGAUGGACAGAGAGAGAGUGUGUACAUUUUGUGAAUAAAUAUUUCUGAAUUCAG
Molecule: messenger RNA, 1836 nt
Organism: Xyrichtys novacula (pearly razorfish)
Lineage: Eukaryota; Metazoa; Chordata; Actinopteri; Labriformes; Labridae
Source: the annotation of a GenBank genome assembly